AUAUAAUGUUUUCAAUGGCGAUAUUCUAUUACUUAUUACUGAGUUUCUACUCCUACCAAAAUUAAAAUUUUCAAAUAAAUAAGUUUUUUCAUAUAAUGCGUGUCAUUUUAUUAAUUUAUUAUAUGUGUUUUCAGCUUCCAACUUUAACACCAAACUUACCAAGUCACGUGACCUCACACGUUGUUUAUAAACGGCAUAACGGAAUUUACGGAAUAGUCGCAGAACUUCUGUCUUGACAUGUAAAGAUGGCAGAGGCGGCAUUUUCCGAAGACGGAAAAUAUUAUUCAGCCAUCAGCCAAGAUGGUAGACUAAGGAUAUGGGACACAGAAACUAAUGUACUCAAACAGGAGUACACGCCAGACCUUCAUUUAACGGCCCCGCCAUCAUGCUUGCAAUGGAUAACUAUUGCGACGUCCAAGAGUCCUGUGAAGAAAGACAAGUGGAAAUCAAGUGUUACAGAGCACAGGCAGGAGGAGGUACAAUGUAUAGCCGUAGGAACGACUAGCGGGAAGAUUUUAAUAUAUUCAGUAGCACAAGCAAAAGUGCAAACAGUUUUGGAAGUGCAACUUGGGAAGGCCCAAGAGCAGAAAAUAACUUCCUUGGACUGGAACAGAAGAGAUGGUUUAUUUAGUUGUAAUAAGAGUAACUACAUUUGUGAGUGGAAGUUGGGCAAGGGCCAGAAUAACAAUUAUCAUGUGAACAUGGAUAAUAGGAAUAAACCAGUCAGCACUAUCAGUGCCAUCAAACUUAUACCUCAUAGUCAGGAUACCAGUGCUAAGUACAUAAUAACAGCAUCAUGGCAGCUUCGACUGUGGAGGCUCCAUGAUGGACAGGCCACAACAAUAAAGUGCCUCGGACACAAUGCCUCCAAACAGUCCCUGUUGGCCAUCGUUGCUACUAGUGAGAAGACGUGGGUCAUUGAGGGAUCACAAUCUGAACGCCUCCUCGCGUUUUGGGACGUGACGGUGACCUCGGACGUGGCGCCACAGACGAAUGGCACAGACGAAGACAUCACGCCUAAUAAGAAGAAGAAGAGGAAAUCUAUAUCAUACUCUGAGAAAGAAAUCAAGACGGAGAACAUUCCCACAUACAACUUCGUAUUGGAGGACGCCCCCAGGAUGAUCGAUGUGGAGGUGAAAGAGAAGAGCGACGUAAAGUUGACCCUGGCGGCCGUAACGAGGAGUGGAGUGGUUCAUUAUUACUCGCACACAUUAAAUGGGGCAUCAACGAAGCCAAUCAAGCCUAACUUAACGGUGCACAUAACGACGGGCGAGGCCACGCCGCUCCCCCUGCAAUGUUCCCGCCUGUUGCCUUCCAGCUUACAAGUAGGAUAUAUGCAGGGGCCUACACUCAUCUUUGAAAAAAUCACCCCAGACCUCUCCUCAAAGACCCAAGUCCUAAUCAGAGGCGAAACCAAGAAGACGAAGAUCAAAGGCAGCACUCCGAAUGAGAUCAACAAAGUGGCCACCACCAGCACCAAGGAUGCGCAGUACCUGGAGCCCAUGGGAGGGGUUACCAGAAAGCGACUCGCUCCGGGCGGCAAGGUGGAGGUACCGAUGGAGCGCCGGCUCGCCAACCUGGCGCUGGACACGGCGGCCAGGGACAGGAGCGCCGUCAACCAGAACCUCACCAGGCUGCUGAUGCAGGGCCUGCAGUCUAAAGACACCAAUAUCCUGGAGAUGGUGCUCCACGACUCGGGCCGCGCGGCGGCGGCGCGCACGGCGGCGCAGCUGCCCGCGGAGUUCGUGCCUCCCCUGCUGGACCACCUGGCCGUGCUCGCCACCAAACACACCGCCACCUGCGCCACAGUGUGCGUGUGGGUGUCGGGCGUGCUGCGCGCGCACGCGGCGCUGCUGCUGGCCACCAUGCCCGCGCACAGCGCCGAGCGGCUCGCCAGCCUGCUCGCCGCAUUCACCAAUAGACGCGCGCACCUGUGCCAGCUCCUCAACGUGUCAGGAAGGCUCCAGCUCACGCUCGCACAGCGGGCAGAGAAACAAACAGCGCCCGCUGAAGAACCCGUCAUCGACUAUAACGAUACUUCGGACGAAGAAAUGGAAGUAGAGCGGCAAUCGGCGAGCGACGCUUCCUGGGACGAGCAGGACUUUGACGAUGACGACAGCGAGGAGGAGCGCCCGCGGCGCCGGCGCGGGGCCCCGCGCGGGGGAGGGGGGGACAGCGACCACAGCGGGGGGGAGUGACAAUAUAUGCUAUGUUAAUUGUUA
This is a messenger RNA of Cydia pomonella (codling moth), 2222 nucleotides long. RefSeq names its product WD repeat-containing protein 43. Gene Ontology annotation, cellular component: nucleolus. The record is from RefSeq and is a predicted model, not a curated record. Gene Ontology annotation, biological process: maturation of SSU-rRNA from tricistronic rRNA transcript (SSU-rRNA, 5.8S rRNA, LSU-rRNA). Gene Ontology annotation, molecular function: protein binding. The transcript is spliced from 12 exons. The coding region runs from base 246 to 2198 and encodes 650 amino acids. NCBI's taxonomy places the organism in Eukaryota, Metazoa, Arthropoda, Insecta, Lepidoptera, Tortricidae.